CAUAUGACUCGAAGUGAAGACUCCACCGAUCACAUGACUCUUGGUUACAAAAUGGCGGGGGAUUUAGCGUUGAGGUUUGCAGUUGCUAUCGUUUUGCUUCAUGGUUUUUGUCUUGCGAAGCCAACAACGUUAUGGGUUGUCUACAACGCAGAUAAUUCUACAUUUAGUAUAGCGUCUGUGAAGCCAGCAGAUUUUGUUGCAGUAGCUUCAUUUGACAACACUAUCAACAAGACAGGAUGGGCCAAACUGGAUGUAACCACAACAUCUGGCGGGAAACAAGCCUACAGCGACAGCAUGCAAGCAUAUGCUGCUGGGUUCGUCGAAGGUCACAUCACACGACCCCUAAUGGAAAUGCACUGGAUUAACACAGUAGCAGGCUUUUGUCCCGAGCCAUUGUCUUUGAAGUGUAAAGGCCUCAAGGGUUUUUUUGAGAAAAAUCUUGAGUGGAUGAAGGCUCAGAUCAAAUCUCAGGCUGCUGAUGAUCCUUAUUGGUAUCAUGUUCAACUCUAUCUGGAGCAGAUGGCUGGCCUUCAGGAUGGAUACUCCAAUUACCCUGGCAAGCUGAACACAGACAUUGAUGUCCUUGGCGUGUACAUGUGGCAGGUGGGCGGGGACAUGGAGGAUCUGUCCAAUCUCUUCCCCGACAGCUCAGAACAGUUGACGAAGGAGAACGUUGACCCAUCUCUGAGUUUUGGGCCUGGUCGCUGCUCAGCUCUGCUCCGUCUACUUCCUGGCAACACAGACCUGUAUGUGUCUCAGGACACGUGGAGCGACCUGUCUUCCAUGCUGAGGAUUCUGAAGCGCUACUCUUUUGAGCUACACAUGACUGCUGGUAGUAAAGAGCUGGCGCCUGGUAAUACAAUGACCUUCUCCUCAUACCCAGGACCUCUGAUGUCUGGAGACGAUUUCUAUGCUAUCUCCUCUGGACUGGUCAGUCAGGAAACCACCAUCGGAUUCUCCAAUGCGGAGCUGGUAAAGUACAUUACAUCCGAGGCGGUGAUGGAAGGAUUCCGCAGUAUGGUGGCCAAUAGGCUGGCUUCAUCUGGCCUGGAUUGGUCGAAGCUGUUUGCCCAGUACAACAGUGGCACAUACAACAACCAGUGGAUGAUUGUGGACUAUAAAAGAUUUGUACCUUCUCGAGAGACCGGAGUUCCAGGAACAUUUUAUCUCAUUGAACAAAUUCCAGGCACAAUUGAAUACGCUGACCUCACAGAUUACCUUUAUGAGAAAUCUUACUUUGGAAGCUACAAUGUCCCAUAUUUUCCUGAUAUCUUUAACAAGAGCGGCCUGCCUCCACUGGUGAAGAAGUUUGGCGAUUGGUUCACGUACGACAAAAACCCACGGGCACUCAUCUACAAACGAGAUGUUCCAAAAGUCACUGACCUAGACUCCAUGACUAAGCUCAUGCGCUACAACAACUUCAAAAAUGACCCACUGUCUCGAUGCAAUUGCACUCCUCCAUACUCUGCGGAGAAUGCCAUUUCCUGCCGUGAUGACUUGAACCCAGCUAACGGGACCUACCCGUUUGGUGCACUUGGGCACAGACCUCACAUUGGCACAGACAUGAAGCUGAUCAGUUAUGACCUGUUCAAGAGUUUGUCAUUCCUGGCCAUCAGUAGCCCCACCUACGACGAUUUGCCUCCCUUUCAGUGGAGCAAGUCAGACUACAACUAUAUGUCUCAUCUUGGCCACCCGGAUGUGUGGAAGUUCCCACGGAUACUUUUCAAAGGAACAGAUCCUUUAGCUUAGUUUCCGUAUUUCAUCUUUUUGUAGUCAGGGUCAGGUUCACAGAAAUCAGUAACUUCUUGGAACUACUCUAUGGAAGGUUGUUGGUGGAACUUUUUCUCUUGAUUAUUUCUUGUUUAUCUUUCACCACCUCUAAAGGAGUCUCAUGAGAGUGAUCUUGUAUCCAACGAAAAGCUUCUGCAGGGUGAAAAAACAUGUAUUUCUAUGAAUCAUGAGAGCUGACAUUAUAUUUUGUUGAAAAAUAAGGUAAAAGUCAAAGACUUGAAUGACAAAAUGUGUUGAAGCAUUUAUAUUGUACUCACUUUAGCUUUUGGAGGCUUAAGAGUUUUUUUUUGAAACAUCAUACUAGCGUGAAAGUGUAAUACUAGCAUAACAUAACAAGUUAUGUGGCAAAUCUGAAAGUUUCAAACACAUCAUUGAUAUCAUUUUAAUAAUUAGUUAGGAACAAUCUCGAGUAGAUUCAUGAUAUCGUUCUGUGCAAAUUUUAACAUUUCAAGCUCUGUAACUUAAUUCAUAUUUUUCUGGCUCUUGCUGUGCAUUUCAUGUCAUUUGUGUUAGGUUUCUAAGUUUGUGAAAUAAGUAGAUUUUGGAUUUAAUCACAAUUUUUCAAGUUCAAGUACUGGUUUGAAGACCUGACUGGUGUGCAAAACAGUGCAACGUGUUUUCACAAUUACUUACCAUGGUGAUUGUUGAACUCUGUUUCUUUAUGAACUGAGUAAGCCCAAGAUGUUCUUUCUAAUAAUCAUUAUGACAGCUGUAGGCAUAUUUAUUGUUUAUGGAAUAAGUAGUAACUAUAUAUUUUUUUUAGCUGAAAGAAUCUGUUGACAACCAGAAGAAAUAAAGUUUUCAUUACAGCUGAAGUGAAAUUAUCAACUCGGUGCCUUUGACAUGUAUUGUUUAUGUGUUUAAAAAAUCAUUUGGCAGAUAGCCUCUUUAAUACCCUUGAGUAUUUCAAGUCAUUGUCUGAUUAGUUAUAUUUUUUUUUCCUUUGACCUAUACAGUGGUCCCUGGCUGUAACAGGACUGCUGGGACUGAUGUGAUGUCUCUGUAUAGCUUAACCCUGUUAUGGACGGGGAUCAUGUUCACAUACACUGUAACUAAUGAUUAAACAAUGGGAACACUUUUAUUACAUAGAUUGCCUUCAACCAGUCUCUCUGUUAUUUCUGGUUUCUUUUCCUGUGAUCAUUUGAAAUGAUCGGGUAAUAAAAAUGAUAAUAAUACUUGCAUUUGUACUCACGUGGCUUAUAUUAGUGCUCUAUAAAGUCAACAGCAUGCUCUGUGCACUUUACAAGUAUUUGUAAUAGAAUAGUUACCAUGUUUGGGAAAAGGAGCAUACAUAGGUAUGCAACAGAUGUAGCGCCCAAUGCCCACUUUACAUUCAGUCAUUUAUUCCUGUAACAAGUCUCGCCAGCCUAUGGGCAGACAAUGUGAACGAUGUGCUAGACCAAGGUCGUGUUAAGUCACUUACAUGAUUUGCAUCAACACCAAAGUAUAUCUAGCGUUCCCCCUCCCCCCACCCCACAUUCCCUCCCCUGCACACAGAGUAUGACACAUCAAAACAUAUAGGUACACAAUCAACUUAGGCCUUCUGUGAGUCGUGUAGGUACGAUGUGUCAUCAAUGUUAGCUGUUUUGCUUCAUUUUGCUUUUUUCUGCUUUCUUGUCCGUUUGUUUUAGGAUGCCAAUAGUUGGAUCACUGUUGCAGUGGAUCAUAUCUGUCCGAAUGUCUGUUAUAAAAAAAACGGUUUUCUCUACUGUAUAUGAGAUCAGUUUUUGGGAUUUAUUUUAUGCCCGCUAUAGCUGAAAUCCUGUUAUAACUGAAACUGUUAUAAGUGGGACCUUCUGUACCAUAAAUUAAGAGUGAAAAACUGUUUUUGUAUGAUGACAAAUUACUUUUUUGAAACUCUGUGUUGCUCUUGUAAGGUUACUAGACUUUCUGGAUGUGAUAUCGUUCAUAUUUUUAUUAAAUAACCUUGUACAUGUAUGCAAUAUACAGCUGACAGGCUUUUUAGUGUGAAAAGAGAACUGUCUGUCUUUCACCUUGACAUAACCUAUGUCUGGGCUGUUUGUAUGAGUGUUGUGGUGCGGUUUGCUCCUUCUUUCCUAUCAAACAUCUAUUGUCCUUAUCUCUCCUCCUUUUUUUUUUUGUGUUGCUUUUCUAGUAACAGCAGUAAUCUUCUGCACUUAGAUGACCUAAUUGUGUUGCAAGUGCCAUAAAACUCUUUACUAAAACUAAACUGUCUGUACAUACACUUCAGAAGAUUUUGCCAUGAGCUUCCUCUAUUCCUCUAAUUUUUUUGUGGUUCUAGAAAGGUGAAUGAAUGUGUGUUUCAAGUUUAUAAAUCAUACAAAUAUUUGAGGGUUUGUCUGCCAUUGUGGAUUACGGUUAAGUCAAAGAGUUUUUAUGAGUGCCUGUAAGCUUAAAUAAGAUAUAUUCUCAGGCAGCAUAUAUGGAUGCCGGAAAAUCUUUUCACAGUCAGUGGAAUGCAAUACCUAGUAAGUAUUAAAGUAUCAUUUUGACUUUCUGCUGAACCUGCAUUUUGUAAUUAUUGUCAGUAUAUUAUGAAUUUCAAUGGGAAGAAUAUAUUUGUCGUUAGAAUUUAAUGUACUGAAACAAAUAUUUUUACCUGCAUUUUUUUUUUUACUUUGAUAACAGCUGAUGUUUCUGCUUACAGCUGAGGGUCUUUUACAUUCCUUGUGUACUGACGUUUGAGAAAUGCCUUAUAGUAUUGAUGCGAAUUUGAAGUGGACUUAUAUGGCCAUCGCCUUUAAAAAAAAUGUAACAUUAUAACUGAGAGUCAAAUAAAUUUGUCUUUUAUAAAACAAA
Messenger RNA from Aplysia californica (California sea hare), 4572 nucleotides. RefSeq names its product putative phospholipase B-like 2. The record is from RefSeq and is a predicted model, not a curated record. Gene Ontology annotation, molecular function: glycerophospholipase activity. Gene Ontology annotation, cellular component: extracellular region. Gene Ontology annotation, biological process: phospholipid catabolic process. The transcript is spliced from 12 exons. NCBI's taxonomy places the organism in Eukaryota, Metazoa, Mollusca, Gastropoda, Aplysiida, Aplysiidae. Bases 4 to 1749 code for a protein of 581 amino acids.